AUGAAAAAAUUUGUUCGUUGGAUUCUACGAAAGUUCGUUUUAUCUAAUUCCACAACUACUACCGAGCUGCAAUCAUCCUCUGCAAAGCAGAUUGUAAACGAAUUGGACGACGAGUACGAUGAAGACGAAGUCGACGAAAAGGAACCUGGCGUCCUUCACAGUCAUAUCGGCGAUGAAGUCUGGCAGCAUUUUGGUAGCUUUUAG
Molecule: messenger RNA, 204 nt
Organism: Caenorhabditis briggsae
Lineage: Eukaryota; Metazoa; Nematoda; Chromadorea; Rhabditida; Rhabditidae
Exons: 1
Coding region: 1-204 (67 amino acids)
Source: RefSeq, a predicted model, not a curated record